GUCCGAUUGCCGAUGACGCACCUACGACGGCGGGAAUUCCCCGUUCAACAUCUAACGACCCUCUCUCCAUCCCAGACGAUUUCCUCUCAUCAACUAUCCUUCUUUAUAUAGAACUAGAUGUGAACUCGACGGAUGAGAAGUGAUGCCAUCUCCUCGUGUGAGGACCUUUACUCCAUUCAUUCUCAAUGCUUCCUGGCAGCCAUCAAUCCACCGGACUCGAGCGUUCACGGGUUCAUUUUCAACGAAGUCAGCCCUAUAUGCAACCAGUCGCGAACCAACAUUAUACGAGAUUCUCGAGGUGCCGGUGACGGCGUCAGCAGCAGAGAUUAAAAAAAAAUUCUACUCCCUCUCCCUCCAUCAUCACCCAGACCGCAAUCCCGGUGACCCGAAAGCCGCCUCCCGCUUCGCGCGUAUCUCCUCAGCCUACCACGUCCUAAGCAACAGCGCCAAACGCUCCGCCUACGAUCGUGAACACGGCAUCUACGCCCAACAUGGCUCCUCGACACACAGCACCGCAAACCCAGGCCAACACCCGAUGGGUAGCCACAGCAGCUACGGCGCAAAUCUCCAUACCAAGGGCGCCUCCUACGCGGGGUCCAGACCGGCCAGCGGCCUAAGCAAACGGCGCGGGCCCUUCCGUGGUCCGCCUCCGUCAUUCUACGCGCACGGCGGGUACGGGAGUAGCAGACGGCCGCCUCCAGGCGGUGCUUCAGCAUCCUCGUCAUCUGCGGGCAGCGCAGGGGAUGAGGACCCGACCUCUUUCAUUGACCGGAAUCCUAUCUACCACUUCAAUGCCCGCGGGCAUUACCGAACUCAGUCCGCGGAGGAUGCCCGGCGGCAGGAGCGGCGAUCGAGAGAGAUGAGUGCCUUGAACGAACAGUACAUCGGCCGUGCAGGUGAUUUUGCGCUGCGCUUCGUGAUCGUAUGUGGAAUUCUACUGGGUGCGGGGCCAUGACUGGCUGGCUUCGCUGGCCGACCACCUCCAAAUCCGGCUCGUCAAGCCGGCGGAAGGAGGGCUAGAGUCUUCCAACGAUGGAUAGUGCGACAUCGAAGUCGCACUUGUUAUGGGACUGUGUGCAUUGUGAGAGUUUUUUACUCAUCAUAUAUAUACUUUCGAGGCGCCUUGAUAAUGGCCUCGAGACAGCGCGCGAUAUCUUUUUGUACAGUAUAGCAUAGAUCUACGCAAGGGAAUGAGCUCCACAAGCUUUGGACGUCAAACAAAUGAAAUUCGGAC
Molecule: messenger RNA, 1234 nt
Organism: Aspergillus novofumigatus IBT 16806
Lineage: Eukaryota; Fungi; Ascomycota; Eurotiomycetes; Eurotiales; Aspergillaceae
Product: DnaJ domain protein
Exons: 2
Coding region: 143-955 (270 amino acids)
Source: RefSeq, a predicted model, not a curated record